Solanum dulcamara is the source of this 1025-nucleotide messenger RNA. RefSeq names its product auxin-binding protein T85. Gene Ontology annotation, molecular function: auxin binding. The record is from RefSeq and is a predicted model, not a curated record. Lineage: Eukaryota; Viridiplantae; Streptophyta; Magnoliopsida; Solanales; Solanaceae. The transcript is spliced from 5 exons. The coding region runs from base 118 to 726 and encodes 202 amino acids.
AGGACUCCUUAAUUUUCACGAUAGGAUAAUGUAAGAGUAGAAAUCUCUACACGAUUUAAUGUAAAAAGCUCCUGGACUGGAUCUUUCUGGACUUUUUCUCGAAACGACGGUACGGUGAUGAAACGUGGAGUUUCCAGUUUUCAGACUAAUCGUGCGAUAAUGAUACGCCAUGGCAUCGUCAUACUACUUGCUCUUCUGUGGUUCGCCAUAGCCGAAGCUUCUCAGUGCUCAAUUAAUGGACUACCACUCGUGAAAAAUAUUAGCGAACUUCCACAACACAACUACGGGAAGUCCGGUUUAUCUCACUCUACAAUUGCAGGUUCAGUCUUGCACGGCAUGAAAGAGAUAGAGGUGUGGCUUCAAACAUUUGCUCCUGGAACUAGCACACCAAUCCACAGGCACUCAUGUGAAGAAGUUUUUGUCGUCUUGAAGGGUCAAGGCACUCUCUAUAUUGCUCCUAGUUCACAUUCAAAAUACCCAGGGAACCCGCAGGAGUUUCAUAUAUUCCCUAAUAGCACUUUCCAUAUCCCUGUUAAUGAUGUUCACCAGGUAUGGAACACUGGUGAACAUGAAGAUCUACAAGUUUUAGUUGUUAUAUCUCGUCCCCCAGUGAAAGUGUUUAUGUACAAUGACUGGUCGAUGCCACACACAGCUUCCAAAUUGAAGUUCCCGUUUUACUGGGAUGAGGAAUGUUAUCAGACAACAACGAGGAAAGAUGAGCUUUAGCCAGAAAAGUAGGCACUGCAGUUAACUACAUUAGCAUGGUGUUUGGUGAACGAGUCAAACAUUGACUCAUACAAGAGCAAUGUAAGCUUUAGUUUCACUCCCUAGCUGCUAAUACAUGAUUUCUUAAUUCAGGAACAUGACUACAUGCGGUUUCCCAGUUGCUGUUAUUGCAUUUUGACUCUGACGGGAGAUUAUUCUUGUACUGUGUGUAAUGAAGAUAAGUGCACGUACUCCAUCACCCUCUGAAUAUCAGAUUAUCCAUCACUCUUUGAAUAAAUAGAUCAUGGAUAAUGUGUCUU